AAGCGCUGAGUUGCUUGUCAGUUGAAUGUUCGUUGUUGUUUUUUUGUUGAGUUUGCUUAUUUGUAUAUUAGUUAGGCCUUUGCAUGUGGCAGAUUACUGAUGAGCAGGAGGCUGAGCUGCGCGAGGUGUUCGCUGCUUACGAUGUGAAUGGCGAUGGGAUCAUUAAUGCCAAGGAGCUGGCGCUGCUUAUGCAUAAUACGGGACAUCAGCUCACCGAGUCGGAGCUCUACGAGCUCAUCGACAGCGUGUGCAAAGACGGCACACGCGAGCUGAAGCCCAGCGAAUUCAUUGCCAUGAUGGCGCCGCGUUUGAAGGACAUUGAGAGCGUCGAGAAUCUGCGUCGUGCCUUUGAGGUCUUCGAUCGCAAUGGCGAUGGUUUCUUUGACGCUCACGAUGUGCGCUUCAUUCUCAGCACGCUGGGCGAGAUUGUGGACGAGGAGCACUGCAAGCUCAUAAUGGAUGAGCUGGGCGCCAGCACAGUGCAGCUGUUGCCCACACAUUUAUCAAAAAUACUAAAAACGAAGAUUUGUUACACUGAAAAUUUGCAAGAGCAUUAAACGCACCAAAUUAAUGCAAAGGCACGUUUCGUCCAUUAAGCCAACGAGAGUCAGAGCUUUGCUUGCUUUGACUUUUCAAGCACAUGGGGACACACACACACACACACAUACAUGAAAAGUGUUGUAUAAACAAGUUGCAGCCUGCAGGACUUUGGCAUAACUGAUGACUGAGAGAGAGAGAGACGCUUUCGGACUGCCCUUAAUACUUGAGCCAACAGCGACUAAUGAAAGGACUGCUCGUCUGCUCUUCGUCGUUGCCUUUCCAUUUGCACUUUCAUUUUCGCAUUUCGCAUUUGAGUUGGCCUGAAAUUAAA
Drosophila busckii is the source of this 871-nucleotide messenger RNA. Its product is annotated as calmodulin-alpha. NCBI's taxonomy places the organism in Eukaryota, Metazoa, Arthropoda, Insecta, Diptera, Drosophilidae. Gene Ontology annotation, molecular function: calcium ion binding. Bases 84 to 557 code for a protein of 157 amino acids. The record is from RefSeq and is a predicted model, not a curated record. The transcript is spliced from 2 exons.